AGUCUGACAGCCCCGCGGUGCAUGCUGGGAUACAUCGCUAUGUUUACAGUGAGGCGUUGGAAAUUAUUUCAUCUGCAACAAUGUUUCACAUGUUCUUGUAACAUUUAACCUUCCGUUUUCUUGUCUGUUAGACUCGCAGUUAACGCCUCGAGCUCAUCAAGCAGAAAAUAAUAGAUAAUUUAUUGUGAUCGAUGAUCCGUCGGCGACCGCUGGCAGUCAGAAGACGUGAUUUUGCACAGUCACAGAGCAGUACGGCCAGCCAGGGGACGACCCCUGAUACACUUGUGAUAAUCGGACAGUUUCCAGUAAGACAACAUCAGGAGUGUCUUAUCCCAGAUCAAUGAAGAAGGCGACGGCGAAGCAUCUGAUCGAGCGAUACUUUCGCCAGCUGACAGACGGCUGUGGGAAUGAGGACUGCACCAACGAGUUCUGUGCCUCCUGCCAACGCUUCCGGCCCGUCGACAAGAACUCGGCGGCCGUCAAGGCUCUGGAGUUGUACAAGGUCAACGCUAAACUCUGCAGCCCGCAGAAGAAGGACCUGGACCCAGACGAGCACGAGAGCAGCACCAAUGGGUACCGACCGGAGUUCAACCGGAUGACGAGCUCAGACCUGUUCCCCACCAAGGAAGCCUUUUCAGACGUGUACUUCCUCACGGAGGACAGUGUGAGUGUGAUCCUGGGCUUCUGCGAGGAGGAAGGAGACUUCUCUGCCUUGAUACGCGUCAUUGGCCGGGUCUUCAGCAGCGCCGAGGCACUCACUCAGAGCUUCAGGAAAACCCCAACCUGCUCUGCUUCUUCCGGUGGUGCUAAUGGUGGGGCUGCGGUCGAUGCUGACACCGAGGGAGAGACGACAGCGCCCCCGGUGGACGACACCGGCGGGGCUGCUGCUGCUGCCGCAUCCCCUGCUUCCACCAAGGAAACCGCCUCCUCGCCUCUGGGCUCCAACGACGACGACCUGACGCUGGACGUGGAGGGCGUGCGGCGGGUGUACGACCGGCUCCAGGCCCACGAGCAGAUCGAGGCGUCGCUGGUCAACGCGCUCGUCUACCUGUGCCCCAACCUGGAGCUGGACCUGGAGUACCUGGACAUGUACCACACCAACCGGGACUACCUGAACAUCUUUGUGCUGGUGAUGGAGAACACCAACCUGCACAGCCCCGAGUACCUGGAGACGGCACUGCCGCUCUUCUGCAAGGCGGUGUGCAAGCUGCCCGUGGAGGCCCACGCCAGGCUCACCCGGGUGUGGUCGCGCUUGGGCGCCGCCCGCAUCCGCCGGCUGAUGGAGACCUUCCAGCAGCUCAUCACCUUCACCAUCAUCAGCAACGAGUACGACGCGGAGACGCUGGUGAACGACGACGAGACGGUGGUGGCGGCCACCAAGUGUCUGAAGCUGGUGUUCUACGCCAGCGUCCUGGGCGGGGACCUCGACGUGGGCCACAACGAGGACUCGGACGACUCGGACUCGGACGACGACGAGAUCACCCUGCAGGAGCUGCUGGGCGAGGAGCGGCUCUACCGGCGAGGCCCCCGGGUGGACCUGCUGGAGCGGGAGCUGGGUGCGCGGACGCUGGACGUGCGCCGGCCCGUGGUGCCCUUCGAGGACUUUGUCAACGAGUCGGUGAACGAGGUGGUGGAGAUGGACAAGGACUUCACCUUCUACAAGGUGGACGCCGACAGCAAGUUCUCCUUCCAGAGCUGCCCGUUCAUCCUCAACGCUGUCACCAAGAGCCAGGGGCUGUACUACGACAACAGGAUCCGCAUGUACAGCGAGCGCCGCAUCACCGCCCUCUACAGCAUGGCGCAGGGACAGCAGCCCAACCCCUACCUGAAGCUCAAAGUGCGCCGGGAACACAUCAUCGACGACGCCCUCGUGAGGUUGGAGAUGAUUUCUAUGGAGAACCCGUCGGACCUGAAGAAGCAGCUGUUUGUGGAGUUUGAGGGCGAGCAAGGAGUGGACGAAGGAGGCGUCUCCAAGGAGUUCUUUCAGUUGGUCUUGGAGGAAAUCUUCAACCCUGACAUCGGAAUGUUCACAUAUGACCAGGAGACACGGUCGUUUUGGUUUAAUUCGUCUUCAUUGGAGAACGAAGCCCAGUACAGCCUUAUUGGCAUCGUGCUGGGCCUCGCCAUCUACAACAACUGCAUCCUGGACGUCCAUUUCCCCAUGGUUGUCUACAGGAAGCUCAUGGGGAAGAAGGGUACCUUCCAAGACCUGGCAGAUUCCCACCCAGUCCUCUACCAGAGCCUGAAGCAACUACUGGAUUAUUCUGGAAAUGUGGAGGAGGACAUAGUGACCAGCUUCCAGAUCUCCGGAACCGACCUGUUUGGAAACCCGAUCACCCACGACCUGAAGGAGCAAGGCGAGGGUAUCCCAGUCACCAACCACAACAAACAGGAGUUUGUGGACAUGUACACUGAUUACAUCCUGAACAAGAGCGUGGAGAGACAAUUCAAGGCCUUUAAGAAAGGUUUCCUCAUGGUCACCAACGAAUCUCCACUCAAGUAUCUAUUCAGACCGGAGGAGGUGGAGCUGCUCAUCUGUGGAAGCAGGAAUCUGGACUUCAAAGCACUUGAAGAAACAACAGACUACGACGGCGGUUAUAGUAAAGACUGUCAAGUGGUAAAGGACUUCUGGGAGACAAUUCACUCUUUCGGAGAGGACCAGAAGAGGCAGUUCCUCCAGUUCACCACCGGGUCCGACCGAGCGCCAGUUGGUGGCCUCGGAAAAUUAAAAAUGAUAAUCGCCAAGAACGGCGCUGACACAGAUCGCCUGCCGACGUCGCACACCUGCUUCAAUGCGCUGCUGCUUCCGGAAUAUUCCUCCAAGGAAAAACUCAAAGAAAGACUUCUCAAAGCUAUCACUUACGCCAAAGGAUUUGGAAUGCUGUGAAAAUGGAUCGAUAAUGAAGUAAUAUAACAAAAAGAAACUCCUUCUCUUUUUUUAAACUUUUUUUUCAGUAACUUUUCUGCUUUUGAGGUGCCUCUGACGUUUCUCAGAGAUGCUUGGUGAUAAUGCUCUUGGAUAUUUCUCCAACCUACGGUAACGACCAUACAUGGAACGGUGACGGAACUGCAGCCACGACCUAUAUGGUCGGGCUCUUAACGGCACUGACCAUAUAGGGCGUGGCUACAGUUACACUGGUCGGGUGGACAGCUUUUAGGCCCCUGACCGUACACAUAGACACGCUCUGAACUGAACUGGCAUUAACGUUAACCUGCUGAAGAACCCCACUUCUCCCCAUGCUCCACUCCCGUUCACUCAAGUGUCUCAUCGCUGUGGAAUGUAAUGCGUUUUGUUUAAAUAUUUUCAGUAUUUAAGAGAUGAAAAUCCCAUACACUUUUGUUGUGUUUACUGUAGGUAGUAGCAUGUAUAGAACUUGAUAGUGAAACUGUGAAAGUGCACUUAUACACACAGUGUGCUCCAACUGUUUUUUUUUAUUGAAUUGAAGUGGGUUUGGUUUGGUUUGUUAUUUAAUAACUACACCAGCACUAUUUGCCAAAACACAAAACUGGCGAUCAUGGUGCUGAUUGUAAUCAAUGUGAAGAUUUUUUGAUUAUUGAGUUCUGAUGACGUUUUAAUUGUCUAUAUCCCCCUUGUUCCAUUCUCAAUUUGAAAACGUUAGAAUCUGAAGAAAGUAGUCGUGGAUGAGGGCGAAAAUCUAAAACGGAGCAAUUUUUUAACGCUUUCAAACAUAGUUUUUAAUCUAAUUCUUGAAGUGAAUGUGCUGUGUUGACAGCAUAAUACUAGUUCCCUCAGCCCCGGUCAGAGAGGGUCUGUUUGACUGUGAAUCAUUCUUAUGACAGACUCUUGAACAUGUCCCUGAAGCACAGCACUAGUGUACCAGCUAACAUGUAUUCACCUGUGAGUCGCUUUGGAGUAAACCUACCGCUAAACUUUUUACUGGGAAUUGACCAGUUUGGCAACAUUAUACUUCGAUUUCCGAAAUGAAAAGCUUGUUUUUUGGGGGGUUUGGGUCCCUCAUAUUGAUUUCCUGAAGGCAGUCAAGGAACUUACAGAUGGAUGGUGCUGAAAGUCGGGUUGCUUUUGGUGGUUCAAAACCCACAUGCCUACGUUUGACAGGAAUUUGGUUAGAUUUUGUCUAAACAGUCUCUCAGGUGAAAAACAAUUAUGCAACGCGAUUGUUAAUCUUGUGGUCACAAAGUAUUAUUAUAAAUACGAUACAAAUAAAAAAUCGUAUUGAGCGGUG
Molecule: messenger RNA, 4205 nt
Organism: Gadus morhua (Atlantic cod)
Lineage: Eukaryota; Metazoa; Chordata; Actinopteri; Gadiformes; Gadidae
Gene: ube3a
Product: ubiquitin protein ligase E3A
Exons: 11
Coding region: 341-2887 (848 amino acids)
Biological process (GO): protein polyubiquitination
Molecular function (GO): ubiquitin protein ligase activity
Source: RefSeq, a predicted model, not a curated record